Messenger RNA from Trematomus bernacchii (emerald rockcod), 1790 nucleotides. Its product is annotated as solute carrier family 22 member 13-like. The transcript has 10 exons. Bases 68 to 1675 code for a protein of 535 amino acids. Gene Ontology annotation, biological process: transmembrane transport. Gene Ontology annotation, cellular component: membrane. Lineage: Eukaryota; Metazoa; Chordata; Actinopteri; Perciformes; Nototheniidae. The record is from RefSeq and is a predicted model, not a curated record. Gene Ontology annotation, molecular function: transmembrane transporter activity.
CUUAUUAAGAGGAGCUCCGCUGCAGUCACACCCUGAGAACUACCUAACGGACCUAACAGUCAUCAACAUGGCAGAUUUUGGAGAGAUCCUGAAGAACAUUGGAGAAUUUGGUUUAUUCCAGCAAAUCACUUUGAUUGCACUUUGCCUUCCAAAUCUCCUGCAAUCUUUUGUCAUGGCAAGCUUUGUAUUUAUUGAGUCAGAUCCAGAGCGACACUGUAACACGGACUGGAUCCUUCGGGCAGACUCUAACCUGACUACAGAUGAGCAGCUGAACCUGACUCUGCCCCGAGAGGAUGACGGGACCUUCAGCAAGUGUCAGAUGUUUGUCCCUGUGAACGGGUCUAUUGGUGCCAUCAGGGAGUACGGACUCAAUGAGACCACAGGGUGCCAGAAUGGAUGGGUGUACUCCAACACGCUGUACGAGGCCACCAUAGUCACUGAUUUUGAUCUAGUUUGUGACAGAGCUAACUUGAUGGAAUUGAUACAAGCAAUGUUCAUGGUUGGCGUUAUUUUUGGUUCCCUCAUAUUUGGACCUUUUGCUGAAUCGUUUGGUCGCAAACGAUCAACUCAAAUUUCAGCAGUUCUGUUGUUCAUAUUUGUUGGAGCAGCAGCACUUUGCCCCAAUGUUUACUUGUAUGUAGUGUGCCAGUUCUUUGUUGGAGCAGCAAGUGGAGGAUAUCGAAUCAACUGUGUUGUACUGUCUACUGAGUGGAUUGGGGGAUCGAAAAGAUCAUGGGGAGCAUGUGUGGCUCAGCUUUUUGCUGCAAUGGGACAGUGCGUCCUGGCUGGUGUAAUCUACGCCAUACGUCACUGGAGACUGGCUCAACUUAUUACAGCAGCUAACUUUGCAGUAGUUGUUAUCUACAUAUGGUUUAUACCAGAGUCAGCCAGGUGGUUGUUAAGCAGAGGAAGGACAGAGGAGGCUAAACAGCUGAUUAUCAAGGCAGCAGCCAUCAACAAACGCACUGUUUCAGACUCUCUGUUGGAAAAGAUUGCAAUAAAAGAGCCAGAAAACAAAGGAGGCAUCAAAACUAUUUUCAGAUCACCUCAACUGACCAGAUAUUUCUUCAUUAUAGCAUGGGGAUGUUUUUCAUUGAACCUAACCAUCUACUCCCUGUACUUGAACAUGGGAAACAUUGGCUUCAACGUCUUCUUGACACAGCUCAUGUUUGGUGCUUUUGAAGUGGCAGCUAAUAUACUCUCCAUGUGGCUAAUGGAGGUUUUUGGGCGAAGAAUUUCACUCAUAUCAACAUUUGUGACAGGAGGACUAUCCAGCAUGUUCAUCCUGGCUGUUCCUCAAGGAUAUGCCAUUGCUGUUACAUCUUUAGCUGUCGCAUCUCGUUUCUUUCUGAUCUGGGCUGCUGCUGUAUGUACCGUUUAUUUGCAGGAGUUGUUUCCAACAUCUGCUAGACAAACAGCAACAGCUUUAGGAGCCAUGUCAGCAAGAGUAGGAGGGGUGAUGUCUCCACUGCUCAACAUGUUGGUCAUGUUCCACUGGUCCAUACCUCCUGCUGUCUUUGGCAGCUUUACGCUGGUCGCUGGAGCGCUCAGCUUCCUGCUCCCUGAGACCAGGGAUAAAGAACUUCCUGAGUCAGUUGAUGAGGUCGAGAAGAACAGAAAUGUUACUUCCAGAAGAACAUCUUCCAGUCUCAAUCAAGAAUCAACAAAGAUGUAGACCUGUGUCUGAUGGUUUAUUCUUUAACAGUGUAAUGAAUUUGCUUUAAAAAGUACACCUUUCAUCAGACAUAAAAAAGUUAUGAUUAAUCAAAAGGUUCCCCUGCAUAAAGAAU